CAGCCAAGAAGGAGUGGACCAUAGACGGCCUCUGUCAUAAAAACACACGACGAUUACGGUGGAGAGGAAAGAAAUAAAAAAAAAAAAAAAAAAGAAAGAAAGAAGGCAACCAGACUCAUCACGCCGUCGUUUUCACCCCACCUAGUCGGAGCCAUGGAGGGCGCUUGGCUUUGCAACCAGCUUUCGCCGACGCUCAGCGUCGUUUUGGGGCGUUUGUGAGCGAGCGUACCGUGUGGUCCUAUCCUUUUUUUUUUUUUUUUUGUCUAGCGGAUUGGAAGUGAAGGUCCGCCAUAUUUUGCCUUACCACGCCCGGGGAGUGGAGCCACCGGAAAGAAGAGGCAGAAAGGGGAAAGUAGAGUGCGUCUCGUGCCCUGAAGACGGGAGAUCUUUUUUGUUUUUUUUCCCACGGAAGGAGUGGCGAGGGUGGGGAAGGAGGUAUCGAUGGCGACGCUUAACGAGAUCCCACUCAGGAUGUGUCUUAAACGGAUCGGUUGACCACCCGGAGACGGUAAAGCAGAUUACACCAAUUAAGAUAGCACUCAAGUGGAAGAGGAGUCUGAGGUGGCGGUGGACGUGAAAGUAGGAGGAGAAGAACCGGGCUUCGUCUAUUUCUCAAAUAUCCCAAUCCACUCCUCCUCGGCAACUCCGUCAUUUGCAGGCCGCUGCAUGAGCGCCUUCCCCGGCCUACUCGCUCCUCGCGCACCGGCCUCUCCGGGACGAAACCAGUGAGAGUCGUUGACCGUAGCGAAUUAAAACGAGAAAAGCGUUAAAGGAUGACCCUGGAAUCCAUCAUGGCGUGUUGCCUCAGCGAGGAGGCGAAGGAAGCCCGGAGGAUCAACGACGAGAUCGAGAGGCAGCUCCGCCGGGACAAGAGGGACGCGCGGCGGGAGCUCAAACUGUUGCUGCUGGGCACGGGCGAGAGUGGUAAGAGCACAUUCAUCAAGCAGAUGAGAAUCAUCCACGGUGCCGGCUACUCUGACGAGGACAAGCGAGGCUUCACCAAGCUGGUGUACCAGAACAUCUUUACCGCCAUGCAGUCCAUGAUCCGGGCCACGGAGACGCUCAAGAUCCCCUACAAAUACGAGCACAACAAGGCGAACGCCAACGUGGUGAGAGAGGUGGACGUGGAGAAGGUCAGCAUGUUUGAGAAUCCUUACGUAGACGCCAUCAAGAGCUUGUGGAACGACCCGGGCAUCCAAGAGUGUUACGACCGGAGGAGGGAAUACCAGCUGUCCGACUCCACCAAAUAUUACCUGAACGCUUUAGACAGGAUCGCCGAAUGCUCGUAUUUACCCACUCAGCAGGAUGUGCUGAGGGUCCGAGUGCCCACCACGGGCAUCAUCGAGUACCCCUUUGACCUACAGAGCGUCAUAUUCAGGAUGGUGGACGUGGGCGGUCAGCGGUCCGAGAGGAGGAAGUGGAUCCACUGCUUCGAGAACGUCACGUCCAUCAUGUUCCUGGUGGCGCUCAGUGAGUACGACCAAGUUCUGGUGGAGUCGGACAAUGAGAACCGCAUGGAGGAGAGCAAAGCGCUGUUCAGGACAAUCAUCACAUACCCGUGGUUCCAGAACUCCUCUGUCAUUCUGUUCCUCAACAAGAAGGACUUGCUGGAGGAGAAGAUCAUGUACUCUCAUCUGGUGGACUACUUCCCAGAGUACGACGGUCCCCAGAGGGACCCCCAGGCGGGCCGCGAGUUCAUCCUGAAGAUGUUUGUGGACCUGAACCCCGACAGCGACAAGAUCAUCUACUCACACUUCACAUGCGCCACCGACACGGAGAACAUCCGCUUCGUGUUCGCCGCCGUCAAGGACACCAUCCUGCAGCUCAACCUGAAGGAGUACAACCUGGUGUAACAUAUAGAAGGACUGCAUCCAUCUGUGAAGAGAUGCAUCACACACACACAAAUCCAAAUCAAAUGUUUGCAUCUAAUAAUAAUUUAUUUGCCAUGUGUUGGCAGACAAGAGGCAAGAAAAUUAAUUGAAAUGUGAUCUUGCUAUUUAAUUAAGGAUUUAUAGAAAGAGGAAAAUAAAAGGUUUGCAUUCCUUUUUUUUUUAAGUCGCUUUUGACUGACUCGUAAUAAUAAAAAAGGCAAAAACUGUGA
This is a messenger RNA of Phyllopteryx taeniolatus (common seadragon), 2101 nucleotides long. RefSeq names its product guanine nucleotide-binding protein G(q) subunit alpha. Gene Ontology annotation, biological process: phospholipase C-activating dopamine receptor signaling pathway; action potential; adenylate cyclase-modulating G protein-coupled receptor signaling pathway. The record is from RefSeq and is a predicted model, not a curated record. Gene Ontology annotation, molecular function: GTPase activity; G-protein beta/gamma-subunit complex binding; GTPase activator activity. The coding region runs from base 774 to 1853 and encodes 359 amino acids. Lineage: Eukaryota; Metazoa; Chordata; Actinopteri; Syngnathiformes; Syngnathidae. Gene Ontology annotation, cellular component: heterotrimeric G-protein complex. The transcript is spliced from 7 exons.